GCCAGACGGUGCAGUAUAAAGUAACAGUACUGUGUAGACGGCGCAGGGAGUGAGUCCUAACAUCCUUCGUCUCGACCCUUGAGUGAAGUGUUAGCAGACGCUGUACCUACGAAUAUUGAAAGAUGGCGAGAAAUCUCAUCAAAAACCCCUGUGGAGAAGAGGAGCUAGAAUAUUGGGAAGAUAUUCAGAAUGGAGGAGACGGGUGGAAAAUAGAGGCAAUCCCAGGAGACUGUGGAGCUGAUAUUCCAUGUGACGGGGUCUCCAAGUAUUUUGCUUCAUCUUUUGAAUGCUGCAGUAAAACCCAAGUGAUUGAUCUCCUUAAUGAAGGAUAUACUGAGGAAGUGCUGGAUGCCCAACCCAACAUCGUGGUCAGCGACUGGUAUGCAGCUCGGACUGACAGUAAGGGUGGUAUAUAUGAGCUUAAAGUGCAGCUGCUAUCUGGUAGCCGUGAUGUCAUCAAGGAGUACAACAGCGAGAGCGUCACCAUUCCUGAAAAUACAGACGGCGCCUGGACCCAGCUCACUUAUACCUUCUCGGAAUACGGUCCAGGAGUGCGUUUCAUCCAGUUCACACACUGCGGACAAGACUCAGUUUACUGGAAGGGCUGGUAUGGAGUUCGGGUGACCAACAGCAGCGUGAUAGUCGAAGCCUAGAAAUAACAGACGUGUUAUGCUUAAGUCACAUGAUUGCCUUUUGUUUCAUUGCUGAUCAAUAAACUGAAUAGUAUGAU
Messenger RNA from Bufo bufo (common toad), 730 nucleotides. Its product is annotated as F-box only protein 2-like. Gene Ontology annotation, molecular function: ubiquitin protein ligase activity. Gene Ontology annotation, cellular component: SCF ubiquitin ligase complex; cytoplasm. Gene Ontology annotation, biological process: SCF-dependent proteasomal ubiquitin-dependent protein catabolic process; glycoprotein catabolic process. Lineage: Eukaryota; Metazoa; Chordata; Amphibia; Anura; Bufonidae. The coding region runs from base 123 to 653 and encodes 176 amino acids. The record is from RefSeq and is a predicted model, not a curated record. The transcript is spliced from 6 exons.